Oryzias latipes (Japanese medaka) is the source of this 3254-nucleotide messenger RNA. It is a transcript of the gene itgb3b, whose product is annotated as integrin beta 3b. Gene Ontology annotation, cellular component: synapse; integrin complex; focal adhesion. NCBI's taxonomy places the organism in Eukaryota, Metazoa, Chordata, Actinopteri, Beloniformes, Adrianichthyidae. The record is from RefSeq and is a predicted model, not a curated record. Gene Ontology annotation, molecular function: fibronectin binding; fibrinogen binding; integrin binding. Gene Ontology annotation, biological process: cell-matrix adhesion; platelet aggregation; cell adhesion mediated by integrin.
UUGGGCCAUCUGAUUCUGUUUGGUUGUUUGGGUUCAACAGAUUAGCUUUUUCCUGCUGGUUUUCACUUGAACAGCCCUCACUGCUGCGUCCUCGCGGAGAGCCCUCAUCAGGAUGGGAGCUCCCCAGACGCACGGGCUGCUCUGGGUGUGCGCAUUGUUCUUUGCGGAAAUAACAGCAAUUAGCGGUUCUAAUGUGUGCACAUCAAGAGGAGCCAGCACAUGCAAGCAAUGCCUGGCUGUGCACCCCAGCUGUGGAUGGUGUUUCCAAGAGGACUUUGGUCACGGAGUGGCUAGCUCAUCUCGUUGCGACCUGAAGAAGAACCUGAUAGCAGCCGGCUGUUCUCCAUCAGCUCUGGAAUCUCCAACCAGCAAACUUCAGGUGAUUGAAGAUCGGCCUCUGAGCAACAAAGCAGCAGGCGCAACACAAGAUAUUACCCAGAUAAAACCCCAGAAGCUGCACAUCACCCUCAGGCCAGAUGAUGCUAAGCGCUUUACAGUGAAGGUGCGCCAGGUAGAGGACUAUCCUGUAGAUCUCUACUACCUGAUGGAUCUAUCCUUCUCCAUGAAUGAUGACCUCUUCCGCCUGAGAACGCUGGGCAACGGUCUGGCAACGGCCAUGAGCCGUACCACCAGCAACCUGCGGAUGGGCUUUGGUGCGUUUGUGGAUAAGCCUUUGUCGCCUUACAUGUACAUUUCACCUGAAGAGGCGGUGAAAAACCCUUGCUACAGCAUUAAUACCACCUGUCUGCCCCAGUUUGGCUAUAAACACGUUUUAUCCCUGACGGAGGAAGUGGGGCGCUUCACGGAGGAAGUCAAGAAGCAAAUGGUAUCCAGGAACAGAGAUGCUCCAGAAGGAGGCUUUGAUGCUAUCAUCCAGGCUGCUGUGUGCAAGGAGCAGAUUGGCUGGCGUCCCGGGGCAUCCCACCUUCUCAUCUUUACCUCAGACGCCAAAACUCACAUGGCUCUGGAUGGUCGCCUAGCUGGAAUUGUGCAUCCCAAUGAUGGACAGUGCCAUCUUAACUCGGAAAAUAUUUACAGUAAAUCUACCACCAUGGACUACCCCUCUCUGGCUUUGAUCACGGAGAAGAUGUCAGAGAACAACAUCAACCUCAUCUUCGCUGUCACAAACUCUGUGGUUACUCUGUACCAGAACUACAGUGAGCUGAUUCCUGGCACCACUGUUGGGACGCUGUCCAAUGACUCUGGAAAUGUUAUUCAGCUCAUACUGAAGGCUUAUGCAAAAAUUCGUUCCAAAGUGGAGCUGGAGGUUCAAGGCGUUCCAGAGGAGCUUUCUCUGUCCUUUAAUGCCACUUGCUUGAACGGAGAGGUCAUUCCAGGUCUCAAAUCCUGCUCUGGGCUCAAAAUAGGAGACACGGUUUCAUUCAGCGUGGAGGCACGUGCUCAUGGCUGCCCUAAACAAAAGAAGAAAACUUUUGUCAUCAAGCCUGUGGGCUUCAAGGACUCCCUUACUGUCACCGUCACUUUUGAGUGUGACUGCAAGUGUCAGAGCAAAGCGCAGCCAAACAGCCCCAAAUGCACCAAUGGCAACGGCACCUUUGAAUGCGGCAUCUGUCUGUGCCAUCCGGGCCGCUUGGGGCCUCACUGCGAGUGUGCAGAAGGCGACUAUAAUCCCACAGACCAGGACCGCUGCAGUGGACCUGAUGGAGCUGGAGGACUUCGGUCUUCUAUCUGCAGUGGCCGUGGGGACUGCGUGUGUGGCCAGUGUGUGUGCCACAGCAGUGACUUUGGGAAGGUCUGGGGAAAGCUGUGUGAGUGCGACGACUUCAACUGUCCUCGCUACAAAGGAGAACUGUGCUCAGGGCAUGGAGUUUGUAACUGUGGCUUCUGUCAGUGCGAUCCAGACUGGCAGGGAGAGAACUGCAACUGCUCCAGACGCACAGACACCUGCAUGUCCAGCCUGGGUCUGCUGUGCAGUGGAAGGGGCCAGUGUGUCUGCGGCGUCUGCGAGUGCACACAGCCAGGGGCCUACGGAGCCACCUGCGACAAGUGCCCCACCUGUCCGGACGCCUGCACCAUGAAGAAGGAAUGCGUGGAGUGCAAGCACUUCAAGAGGGGCAAGCUGUUUGAGGACAAUACCUGCAGCCGCAUCUGCAAGGACGAGAUCGUACUUGUGGAUGAAAUCGUGCUCCAUGACACAAACGCUGUGAACUGCACAUACAAAGAUGAGGAUGACUGUGUGGAGCGUUUCCAAUACUUUGAGGAUGCAAGUGGAAAAUCCAUCCUGUUUGUUGUUAAAGAGCCGGAUUGCCCUAAAGGACCAGACAUUUUAGUGGUGCUGCUGUCGGUGGCUGGAGCCAUCUUGUUCCUUGGUCUGGCUGCUUUGCUCAUCUGGAAAUUGCUGGUUACCAUCCACGACAGGCGGGAGUUUGCCAAAUUUGAGGAGGAGCGAGCCAGAGCCAAAUGGGACACUGGGCACAACCCGCUUUACAAAGGAGCAACAUCAACUUUCACAAACAUCACAUACAGAGGAAAAGACUGAUGCUGGGAUGAAACAUAAAGGAAAAACAUACCAACUCCCACCAUCCUUUGGGAGAAUCAUGUGCAGGGUUCUACUGUCACAAAACAAUAAUUGUUUGUAUAUAUGUAAAAAUUAGGCAUUUUAUCAGGAAUUACACUUACUACAAUGAUGGAUUCAAAUCAUUUUGUGAUUUAAUAAGAUCUGUUUUGUUACUGGACCCACAAUAAAAUGUGUUUCUGUUAAGGAUCUCUUGUGUAUUUUUUUUUUUGAUUGAUUUGGGGAUUUUCUGUGUUUAUGACUACUUUUCUGUGUUUGAUGUUUGUUGUGUGGAUUGUAUCCCUUUUUGUUUACUACCCAAAUGUUUCUUUACAUCUGACUUUUGCAUUUUCAAGUUUUGGUCUUUUCUUUCAUGCAUCAUGCUCAGUUUUUCCACCUAAAAAUGUAUAUGUUGGUUCUAUAAAUUGUACUUUAUCUUCUGCUGAUUCCCUCUCUAUGCUGUUGUUUAUUUUUCCUUUUACCUCAGAAUAGAGUCAGUCCAUUCAUUUAAAAUUGCUGGAGAACAAAACUGUAACUUUUGAGACAUAUCUCUUACAGAGAUUACAUUAAAUUAAAUGGGUUGUGUUGUUCAGAUCCUCCCAAAAUGUACUUUUAGUUAGGUAACCUAAAAACAACAACAAAUGGAGACAAACUUCCUGUUUGUAAAAUUACAACAAAUAAACGUUUUUUUCCAGCCAAGGCACAUCCUGCUGAUACAGUGCAGGCUGGAAACUGUCAA